GAGAGAGAGGAAUAAUAUACUAGUAUAGAAAGUAUAAACAUGAAAAUAUGCAUCAGUUGAUGGAAUUCAGGAAGGUAGCUUGUGUAUAAAAAUGUGAAUAAUGGUAACUAUUCGAUCGAUUUAUUUGCAAGGUUGUUAAUAAAAUCACUCCAUUCACUGGUGCUGUGCAAAUGCAACCCUAAAUUAAUACUCGUAUUCCUAUUGUCUUCACUCUUCCCCCAACAAAGAAUUGCCCAUCCUACUCCACCCCCUUCUGCGCACCGCCGUCCUGCCGACGCGACUUCCAUCUUCUACUCUUUCCGUAUCCACCUCAUUUGCAGGCGCAGCCGCGCGGCAAUCUUCUUCCGCCGCGAAAGGGGGCUAUUGCACCAAACAACCGCCACUUUCUUAUACUAAAUUGAGGUAAAUUUUCGGUUACCCUCCGCCAUCACUUGUACACUGCCUUUAAAAUGUUCUGUUAGCUGCUGGAGUAUUUGAAUAUGUAUGAAUUUCUGAGAGCAUACCUAUUUUAUUGGAAGAUACGUGUAAUGAUAACAGAUAAAUAAGCACCUUUAUCAAUCAUUUUUUUCAAAUUCUUCCGGAAGAGCGCUGGUGGUAGCCUUUAAAUCCGUGUGUAGAAAAUUGGUGAUUUUUUUCAUAUUUUUGGUUAUCCUUCUUGAAUAUGUUGCUAUAGUACCAGUGUGGAAGUGUACAAUCACGAUGGCUGGAUCUGAUUCACAACACCGAAAUACUAAUGAAAUGUCACUGGAGGAUAUUUUGGAUGGCACUUCAGCGAGAACAAGACCAAUGAGUUAUGAUGAGAUAAUGCGUAGAAGAAAAAACAAGGGUGAUACUGCUCAACAAGUGUCCAGCAGCUAUGGUGCAGUUGAUAGUGAAUUAGCUCAAGAGAACGUGGAGAGGGAAUCUGAUAUUCUAGAAUGUCUUCCACGAAUAAGUGAUGAUUCAAAACCACUGGCUGAAAGCAGAAACAUAAAUGAUCUUGUGAAGGUAAGGUCUAGGAGAAAAUCAGAUGUUAACGCAUCUAGAAAGAAUGAGAAUUCGGUCCAGGAUAAUGCAGACCGAUCUCGAUAUCCUGAUGCUAAGUCAAAGGACAAAGGAGACAGGAUUCCAAGGCGCAAUAGAGUGUCAGAUGAAAUAUUUGAGGGAAGAAAUCAUGGCAGCAGAAAAACAGAUGCCCUAUCAAGAGUUAGUUCUGAUAAUGGACGUGAAAAGAGGAAGGAUAGUGAAUCAUAUAAACAGGAUAGAGUUUCUGAAAGAAGCAGAAUCAAAUCUGAAAUAGUAAAAGCACAACCACAUAAAGAUGAGAGACAGAUUCACAGAAAGAGGAAAACAGAUGAGCAGAUAGGCAGUGAUUCUGAUCAUGAGCAUAAGAAAAGAGAUGUGAGAGAUGUUAGGAAAACAGAUAACUUAAAUGCCAGAGGCAGAGAGAAAUCUGUAAAGGAAAAGAAACACAAACAUAACCCUGAAGAAGAUAAGUCUAGAGGCAGGGAUAGUGUUAAAAAGAAUGAUUCUGUAAGAAAAGGGACAGAACCAACACGGACAUAUCUUGAAGGAUCCAGGUCAAAAAGAAGACGGUCACAGAGGAAAGAUCGCGAAAAAAAUGUAGGUAAAAGAUCUCUUUCACAGUCACCAAAGGCUCACAAACACACAUCGAAAGAUAAAAGGGAGAUUGCAGAACCAUCAUCUCAUUCUACAAAAGACAAAUCAGGAAGAGAACACUCUAAUGUUGAUAACAAGAGGAUGCCCAGUACUGGAUCUACUAGUCACUACAGGCGUAAUACUAAUAAUUCGAGUGGUCUUGGAGGCUAUUCACCUAGAAAGAGAAAAACAGAGGCUGCUGCUAAAACUCCUUCCCCAACUCGUCGUUCUCCGGAGAAAAGAGCCGCUGGAUGGGAUAUGCAACCUGUUGAAAAAGAGAGUGUGAUAGCUACAACAACUCUUUUCAAUUUGAAUGCUACAAGCCAAAAAUUAUCACUGUAUAAUAUGGAGUACCCUGUGGCUCCUCCUCCUGUAGUGAAGCCUAUUGGAAUUUCUCUCCAUUCCAUAUCUUCACAGCUGCAUGCUGUUGAGUCAAUUCAGCUAACUCAAGCGACAAGACCUAAGAGGAGGCUUUAUCUAGAAAACUUGCCUGUUUCAGCAUCUGAGAAAGAUUUAAUAGAAUGCAUUAACAAGCGUUUGCUGUCAUCUGGUGUUAACUAUGUCCAAGGGACCCAACCUUGUAUCAGCUGUAUAAUACAUAAGGAAAAGAGUCAAGCUCUUUUAGAGUUUCUGACCCCUGAGGAUGCUUCUGCUGCUCUCUCUUUGGAUGGAAUGUCCUUUUCUGGUUCCGAUCUUAAACUCAGACGUCCCAAGGACUAUGCUAAUGUAACUACUGGUCCUUCAGACAAAUCUGUGGGUGUUGUUGAUUCAAUCAGUGACAUUGUAGAAGAUUCACCGCACAAGAUCUUUAUCGGUGGCAUAUCAAAAUUUCUUUCUUCUAGAAUGCUUUUGGAUAUCGCUAGAGCCUUUGGGCCCGUGAAAGCAUUCCACUUUGAGUUAAUCGCUGAUACAAAUGAAACAUGUGCAUUUCUCGAGUAUGUCGAUCAUUUAGUGACUUCAAAGGCAUGUGCUGGUCUUAGUGGCAUGGCAUUGGGUGGACAAGUCCUAACUGCAGUACUUGCUACUCCAGAACCUGAUUUGGAAAAUGCUGGAAAAUUGCCUACUUAUGAGAUCCCUGAACAUGCAAAGCCCCUUAUCAAGAAGCCUACAACUGUUUUAAAGCUGAAGAAUGUGUUAAACCCUGAUGACCUCAUUUCAUUGUCCGAAUUGGAACUAGAAGAGAUAUUGGAAGAUAUAAGGCUGGAGUGUUCCAGGUUUGGUAUGGUGAGAUCUAUUAAUGUUGCCAAGAAAACAAAUGCUGUUGGCACCGUGGAAUUGAAUGAGAUAAGCAACACGAGUGCUUGUACUGAUGCAUAUGACUUUCACUAUGCAAAUAGGAGCCAUAGAGUCGAACAACCCAGUGGGAGUGCAUCUGGGGUUAGAGAGUUCGAGAAAUCAGAAACUCUGGAGGCCCCGACCGAACUGGAGAAUAAUAUUCGGAUUUUGGAAGAGAAAAAUGGUUGUGAUAAUAUUACUGGCUCAUCUGAUGUGUCAAGUGGAUCACUUGAGCCCGAUAAUAUAACUAGGUCCACGGUGGCUGAUGAAAGCUUGUCUAAUGAGAUAACUGCCAGCAAUAUUGCAAGAGAUGAAGUAUGUGAACUACCAUUCAAUGGUGAAGAUGCUUCUUUCAAAGAACCUGCAAGCCAAUCAAACCCGGAAGAUUUUACUGGAGAAUCUGGGAACCAACAACAUACUUCAGAUACUGAGCAGAUGACCAAAUGUAACAAUUCCAGUUCUAGUUCUGUAAUGAACUAUGAACUUGAGAACAAACCAUCUACCAACAACUUGAUAGAAGACCAUAAUGCAAAACUACAGAGAUCUGAGCAAGCGUUGGAAAUUGAAGAGAGAAAUGAAGUAGUAAAUGUUGAGUUGGAUAGCAUUGGCAGAAAACAAUUGGAUGCUCCAGGGGAAGGUGAUAGAAAUAAUGUUUUUGUGGAUCUUGGGCAUAUCUUUGAGCCUGGCUCUGUUAUCCUAGAAUAUAGAAGACUGGAAGCUGCUUGUGUGGCCGCACAUUCUCUACACGGGCGUACAUUUGAUGGGCGUGUUGUGACUGUGGAAUACGUUGGUCAUGACUUGUAUCAGAUGUGGUUCCGCAGGUAACAUAGCCAAUACGUUGGUCAUGACUUGUAUCGGAUGAGGUUCCGCAGGUAACAUGGCCUAAUGUCGUAAAAUGAUACGGGCAUUGCUAGCUGAGGGUGCAGAACUGAGGUGAGAAGCCAGCUUUUGCUGUGUUAAUAUUUUGUGAUUCCAGUUUUCGUCCCAUUUGGAUUCUCUGGCAACCCACAUGCGCUGCUCUCAUCAUCCGGCGCCAUCUUUUGCCAUUUCCAUGACUAGGUAGAAUGGUUGACACUUGAAAGUGUGACAUCGUUGAUUAGAUUUUUCAUGUAUAACACUCAUUUUUUCUUUUCUUUUCAUUACUCGUGUUUGUAAUCUUGUGACAGUUCAUUUAUAACCAAAGAUCGAAUGUUAUCUAAAA
This is a messenger RNA of Salvia splendens (bonfire salvia), 4114 nucleotides long. RefSeq lists its product as uncharacterized. Gene Ontology annotation, molecular function: RNA binding. Lineage: Eukaryota; Viridiplantae; Streptophyta; Magnoliopsida; Lamiales; Lamiaceae. The coding region runs from base 700 to 3738 and encodes 1012 amino acids. The transcript has 9 exons. The record is from RefSeq and is a predicted model, not a curated record.